This is a messenger RNA of Plodia interpunctella (Indianmeal moth), 981 nucleotides long. RefSeq names its product collagenase. NCBI's taxonomy places the organism in Eukaryota, Metazoa, Arthropoda, Insecta, Lepidoptera, Pyralidae. The record is from RefSeq and is a predicted model, not a curated record. The transcript has 5 exons. Bases 73 to 921 code for a protein of 282 amino acids. Gene Ontology annotation, biological process: proteolysis. Gene Ontology annotation, molecular function: serine-type endopeptidase activity.
CAAUCAGUGAUUGCUUUUGUAUUGUCAAUCACAGGAUAGGUUAAGUCAUCAAUUCUUGAGCUAAAAAUAAAGAUGGCGGCAAAGAUUCUGUUGUGCAUACUGUUUGUGGGGGUCCAAAGUGAAGUUUUGACUGUGUAUAACUAUCACAUGAACAUAGGAGUACCUCGUGCUAUUAACCUGAUGAACUCGGAAUUGAUGACUAGGAUUGUCGGGGGAAGUCAAGUGACUACACCGACCUCAUUUCCGUUUCAAGCAGGUAUAAUAGCAACACUUACAACUGGGUUUACCUCGAUUUGUGGAGGUACACUCCUCUCCAACACCAAGGUCCUAACUGCGGCCCACUGCUGGUGGGACGGCCAGAGCCAAGCCAGACUCUUCACGGUGGUUCUAGGCUCCCUCACCAUCUUCUCAGGAGGGACAAGGAUAGAAACAUCGAGAAUAGUUGUUCACCCCAACUGGAACACGAAUGAGAUCACCCAUGAUAUUGCUAUGGUGACUAUUGCGAGAGUCAGUUUUAAUAACAAUAUCCAGAGCAUCCCUAUACCUGACUUAGCAGAUGUUAAUCACAACUUUGCCGGAGCAUCGGCUGUGGUGUCCGGAUACGGGAAAACUAGUGAUGGACAAGGCAGCUUCCCAACCACGACAUCGCUUCACCAGACAACAGUCCAAGUGAUCACCAACGCCGUUUGUCAGAAGAGUUUCGACAUCACCCUUCACGGGAGUCACCUGUGCACCAACGGACAAGGUGGAGUGGGAUCCUGUGACGGCGACUCGGGUGGACCCUUGACUACAAUUCGAAACAAUCGCAGAAUUGUGAUUGGAGUGGUGUCGUUUGGAUUGGGUGACCGCUGUCAGUCAGGCUACCCAUCUGUCUACACCCGCGUUACUGCUUUCCUCACCUGGAUCCAGGCAAACUUGUAGCAAAUUCACCAAGAGCUGGGAUUGCGAAAUAGUCUGCAUAAGAAUAAAAAUUAGCAAAUA